AUGGAGGUGUGUCUCCACCUCACAAGGAUCCACUUGAUGCCUUUGAAGCAAGAAGCCCUACCCCUCUGCCCAUUUCCAAAUCCAGAUCCUUAGGUUUCCUGCCUCACCUGCAGAGUCUUCCACACUAAUGCCUGCAAAGAGGUGGAGAUGUGUCAGGGAAACCAUGUGAUCCUUCAAUUGGGUGUCUGCACAAGUAGGCCAGGGUGCAAAAGAGUCCCUUUAAUCCUGUGUAGGUACUGCAGUGCUGAGUACUGCAAGGACUGUUGGUAUAGAACACCACUUAAUUGUGCUUGUGGCCAACAUUUUCACUGGUCAUCCUCAGUUUAA
Coregonus sp. 'balchen' is the source of this 327-nucleotide messenger RNA. The record is from the annotation of a GenBank genome assembly. Lineage: Eukaryota; Metazoa; Chordata; Actinopteri; Salmoniformes; Salmonidae.